This is a messenger RNA of Aspergillus nidulans FGSC A4, 1255 nucleotides long. Its product is annotated as protoglobin family protein. The transcript has 3 exons. Bases 126 to 986 code for a protein of 286 amino acids. Gene Ontology annotation, molecular function: oxygen binding; heme binding. The record is from RefSeq and is a predicted model, not a curated record. Lineage: Eukaryota; Fungi; Ascomycota; Eurotiomycetes; Eurotiales; Aspergillaceae.
UCCAGAUCUUAUCCUUCCAUAUAUAAAGUUUGCCUUACAUUCCCUCACGAAGGGUCAACCCAAAACUCGAUACUCUACUCACUUGAGACUCCAAUCCCUCCAACCUCCACAACCUCAGAGACAUUAUGGAAAACCAGCCAGCCCGGAUGUCGGGCAACACCGACAAAUUGGCCUACUUCAAGCUCGAUGGCCGCGAGGUCAAGAAGAUCAGCCGCAAGGCUUUGUAUACCCGUCUCGAGGCCCGAAUCAAUUAUCUCAAGGACUUCCUUGACUUCAAUUCGAGCGAUAUGGAAGCCCUCGCAUCCGGUGCCAAAUACAUAAAGACACUCAUCCCCGCCGUCGUGAAUCUCGUCUACCGCAAGCUUCUCGAGUACGACAUAACCGCGCGCUCAUUUCACACCAAAGACACGGCAUCGGAGGCACCAAUUGAAGAUUUCUACAACGAAGACAGCCCGCCAAUCAUGCGGAGGAAGAUGUUCCUGCGGUGGUACCUGACGAAGAUCGUCACUGAUCCGAUGCAGAUGGAUUUCUGGAGGUAUUUGAAUAAAGUCGGUUUAAUGCACACAGCCCAGGAGCGCAUACACCCGUUGAACAUCGAAUAUAUCCAUAUGGGCGCUUGUCUCGGAUACAUCCAGGAUCUGUUCACCGAGGCUCUCCUGUCCCAUCCGACGCUGUCAAUCGCGCGCAAGACAGCCAUGAUCAGAGCGAUUAGCAAGAUCAUCUGGAUUCAAAACGACCUCAUUGCGCGCUGGCGAAUGCGUGAUGGCGAGGAGUUCGCUGAUGAGAUGUCUGAGUAUAUUAUCGACGAUAAGGAAGGGUACCUGGGUGACAAGAAGAUCCUUGGCGACAGUAGCAGCAGCAGCCGCUCUUCUUCGCGCUCGAUGGAGGAUGACCGCGUUAGCAUUGCGCCUUCGGUUGCCUCCGCGUGUCCUUUUGCUGAUUUGGCGCAACCGAUAACGCAAACCAAGAUCUGGGCUGGGAAAUAGGCGACCGCUCUUUAUUAAGAGAAAGGAUUAGACGGGUACGGGUAUGAUAAAGCAUUGCAGGCGUUUAACGGAUAAACAAGAAAACUCAUGAAAACGAUUUCCUUGGGCUCGUUAAUACAACAUAGUGUUUGAAUUAUGGGUUGGUGUCUAUUUCGCAGCCUUGGUCAGUUUCCCUCGCGCCACUCUUUCUAGAGCAAGGGCCACAAUAUAUAGUAUAAUAUCAUGGUUAGGCUCUCGACAUUUUUUCUGGUCGACGGCUCGUGGCAUAA